UGAGUUUCAAUAAAUCCACACUUGUUUUAAUAGUCAAAGAUUUGAUGCGUCGAUCCUCUGCCUGCAUAAAAAAAAAAAAAAGCCAGGAAAAAAAAAAAAAACAAUGCAGGCUGAUGUAAAAGGGAAUACCCAGUGUUCCUGUUGAAAUGCACUUAUUUUCCAAAUCGCAUGUCUUAAGAGCUGUGACGUAGCUUAUGUGCGCAUAGUUCCUAUAGUCUUGACGCAGUGUUUGUUGUGACAGUAAUAGAAGAAGCUCAGCGCACCGGCUGCACUGUUGCAUGCACGUCGAGUAGUUAAUUAUUUUACCGCAUUCAACUGCAGUUCCCCCUCCACACACACACUCUCACACACUCACAGCGGAAAAAAAAGAAACAACGUUCACGCGAACAACACCUGUGCUUUGUGGAAUACUUGAGCUUUUCUUUUUCUUUUUCCUAUCUAAAACGGGAAUAUCGUCUGUGAGGACUCUGGAAAUGCUGUGUGCUUUAAAGACAUUUGGAUGGGGGAAACGGAGUGGCUCUACGAAAGCUGUCGGCGUUGUUAGAGAGGAGAAACCCAUCCUGGAAUGAGACCAAUCUAAACCCUUCGACGGCGAUUUUUGUGGACAUUUCCAACACUUGCCCUGUAUGUGGACUGUUUUUUCCCCCCCGCGCGAGCGAGCGAGCGAGCGAGCAAGCAAGCAUUCCCUCAUCCGAUGGAUUUUUGCCUUUGCAGCUCAGCAGAGGGUGUUAGAUCUGCCAGUGAACACCGGGCUGAAAAGUCCAGAAUCUCUCAGCAACCGUCUUUGUGAUGCAAAAGCGUUGAACGAAGCCGCCGGAGUCCGAGGAAGGAUGCUAAAGAUGUAAGAAUCUCGGAUUAAUCUUACAGCGAUGUAUUGAGAUGUGCGCGGUGUGAUUUCAGCACCACGGGAGAAAGAACAGCUCCCGCGCCGUGGAUAUGUGAGAAAUGCACAAGGUCAGUGAUUUGCGAGCCCGAAAAGCCAAAUAAUUGAGUUGAAGAUGUCAUUCUGUAGGCUUUAAUAUUGUUUUGAUGGCAUGCGAUGGGGAGGUGAUGAAAAAGAGGCUUCUUGCUGUCGAUUUUUCUCAAUCUGGACAUAGCGAGCUGAGCAUGGAUAUAAUCACAGAGUGUCCCCUGCUUUUUUAGACUGGAGAUAUAUCUCAUUUCUCGCCCUCUUGCUGAUUGUAUUCAUGUCUUGAUGUCGGGGAUGAUUGUGUCAUAUUGAAAAUGCUGCUUUGGAUUGUGUUGCUGAAGGCGGCUCUUUGUGUAGCUAUCGGGAAUGUUACAAGGGACGUCUGUAAGGAGCAGAUCUGCUCCUGCAAUGCAAUAGAAGGCGAUUUGCACAUUGACUGUGAGAAAAGGAGCCUCACAAACCUGCACCAUUUGACAGGUCCGAGCUCCCAGUUUUAUCACCUCCUGCUUCACGGGAAUUCUUUAUCCAGACUGUUCCCCAACGAGUUUGCUAACUUUUACAAUGCCGUGAGCUUGCAUUUGGAGAACAAUGGCUUGCACGACAUCGUGCCGGGCGCUUUCCUAGGACUGCAGCUUGUGAAACGGCUGCACAUUAAUAACAACAAGAUCAGGUCUUUCAAAAAGAGUACGUUUCUCGGUUUAGACGACCUGGAGUACCUUCAAGCCGACUUCAACCUUCUGAGGGACAUUGACCCAUCUGUGUUCAGGGACCUGAGUAAGCUCGAAGUUUUAAUCUUAAACGACAACCUUAUUAGCGCUCUUCCCAUCAACGUGUUUCAGAACGUGCCCAUCACGCACCUCGAUCUGAGGGGGAACCGAAUAAAAACGUUGCCUUACGAAGGGAUUCUAGAGCAGAUACCUGGCAUCGUGGAGGUUUUACUGGAGGACAACCCAUGGGAUUGCAACUGCGACCUGGUUUCCCUAAAGGAAUGGCUAGAGAACAUCCCGCAGAACGCGCUCAUUGGAAGGGUCAUUUGUGAGGCGCCCACUCGGCUGCAAGGGAAUGACCUGAAUGAAACGGCCGAGACCGAGCUGUGCCCUUCAAAGAGCGGCAUGGAUUCCAGCCUGGUGGCGCCUCCCACCCAGGACGAGACCCCCAAUCGCGGCCCCCAUCCUACGCCCUAUAAAACGAGCGGGGUGACCGAGUCCCAUAGCGCCAGGGGAGGGCAUAACAAGGGGCCUCCUAAAGCCAGGGAGAAUUGGCAGUUGAAAAUGAAGCCCACGGCCAUGGCGACUGGUGCAAUUGAAAGGGAGCCGCCGGCUAAUUCGACCUGCCCUCAGUCUUGUAGUUGUAAGCUUAUAGGAACUAGACAAGGGCUUGGGGUUAACUGCGAGGGCAGGAAGAUAGAAAGUGUGGCUAAUCUCAAACCCAAACCCCUGACCGCGCACGAGUUAAAUCUGCGCGACAACAACAUUCACACUGUCAGAAGGAACCAGCUCAGAGGCUAUCAUAGCUUGAAUUUGCUUGAUUUGGGGGGGAAUAACAUAAAAAUGAUCGAAAACGGCACUUUUCAUAAUCUGACCGAGUUGAGGUGGCUCUACAUGGACAAGAACUACUUGGAUAAUUUAAUGGCGGAGAUGUUCGUUGGCCUUCAGAACCUGGAGUAUCUCAGUUUGGAAUAUAAUGACAUCCAGCUCAUAAUGCCGGGCACCUUCAGUCCGAUGCCCAACUUGAGGGUGCUCUUCCUCAACAACAACCUGCUCAAAGCUCUACCCGUGGAUGCGUUCUUGGGGGUUUCUUUGUCUAAAAUAAGCUUGCAUAACAAUUAUUUCACAUAUCUUCCCGUGCCAGGUGUCCUAGACCAACUCAACUCCAUUAUCCAGAUCGAUUUACAUGGGAACCCCUGGGAUUGCUCGUGCAACAUCGUCCCAUUCAAACAGUGGACAGACAAACUCGGGGCGGACGUCAUUGUGAGCGAUCUCAAGUGUGAGUCCCCCGAGGAGUUCUGGAAGAGGGAUUUCCGGCGAAUCAGGAAUGAUCUGAUGUGCCCUCAGCUGUACGAGAAGAUCUCCCCCACCUCCUUGUCCAAAAACAGCACUUUCCCAGUAGACACGGGGACGAGGCCCAACUCCUACCUGGAGCCCAGCAGAGUGUCGAUAUCGGUGCUCGUGCCCGGCCUGCUGCUGGUUUUCGUGACGUCUGCCUUCACCGUGGUGGGAAUGCUGGUCUUUAUCCUGCGCAAUCGAAAGAGAUCGAAACGGAGAGACGGCAACUCUUCUGCGUCAGAAAUCAAUUCUUUACAGACAGUUUGCGACUCGUCCUACUGGCACAGUGGAGCUUAUCAUGCAGACGGGCCACACAGAGGCUACGACUGUGGUGCCCACUCUCUCUCCGACAAAUGAUGCUCACAGAGACACGAGCGAGCAAAAGGACGUACUGCGUUUCGUAUGUUGGAGGGCGACACACAAACAUUAGACCUCUGACUCACCUCUGUGGAAAAAAAUAGCCUAUUUUUUGUUGCUUCGGUUGAGUAUAGCGUCCAUGAAACACUGCAAUGGGGCCCCCACUGUUAUAUAUGUACAGAGCCUCUCUCUCUUUCUCUCUCCUCCCAGCUCAGACUGCAAACACGCUCAAAAGAGGACGUGGGAACGGUGCACGAACGCAUGAAUGUAAUGUAAAUAACGGACUGUAACAUAUCUGCAUGAUUCGCAUGGUCUCAACACACACUGGGAACCAUUACCAUAGUAUCAAGGAAGCCAACGCGACCCUUCUUUCGUGUUAUCAAUAUACAUAUAUAUAUAUAAAUAUAAAACUAUAUAUGACUAUAUUAAAAGUGCCAUUUCUUCUAUUUUUUGUCAGUUAGAAUUUGUAUUUGCUGUUUGAUUUCUCUUUCUCAAAGGCGGACAGGUCGAAAGGUGGAAAUAACGAGUUGUAAAUGCAUGUACUUUCCGUUUUAUCAGUUGAUUGUUGAUUGGUUGAUAUGGGGAUUAUUUAUACUUUUAUUUUGUGCAGAUUUCUCAUGUAUCUGCCCAGUCAUCUCCUUUAUGAAUGUAAAAAUGUGUUUAUCUUAUAGUGUGCCAACUGUUGACAUGUUUGGGAUGCGGAUAAGCAUGACCGAUUCAAGUCACUGACAUGCUUAUGCUGCGAAAAUUCAAUGUAGCUCCAGUGGUUCGUGAUCUUGUGUGUCGAUGGAUACAGUGUGAGGGUAGAAGGACGCAAGGGGAGGAUUUUUUUUUUUUUUUUCUUCGUUUUGAAGACUAAUGUUUAAAGGGGGUUUCAGUAUGUGCAGAUUUGGAUCCGUCUACAGAGUGCACAUAGACUAAGAUGCCUUUAUUUUUUAUUUAUUAUUGUUAUUAUUAUUAUUAUUCUUUUUAGGGGAUGAAGUAUUCCUUCACAAAAGCCUAUUAUUCACUGUAAGUAUUGUGAGCUUUUGUAAAGCCAUCUAUUUUGUCCAAAUACGAGAAAGGAAUAUUCCGCCGUUUGCUACUUGGAUACGUCCUAUAAGUGGAUGAAAAGGUGUAAAUAUAUAGGAGAAGCAGACCAGAGGCAUGUCUGUGCAUUUGACUGAUGUCAUCACAGCAGCCGUAGAUGGAAUAGCCGCCUCUAGAUGUCGCUGUUGCCUCUCAAGCGUAUGAAACCAUGCUGGGAGCUGAAGUUCACCGGUAUGUGUAGGCGAACCAGCAUUCACAUUAUCAACAUAACUAUAGGCCUAAGUGUGUCACUGUGAUGGCUAAUACUCAGAGAGAAGGGCGGGAUCAGAUUCAGUAGUGAAGAACACGAGUUGAACGCUGUUUCCAAAAUGCCAUUUUUACAAACAAGAUGUAGAGCGCAGUGCCAUGCAUCUUACUGCUAUAGCAUUUAAAUGUCACUGCUGAUGUUUUUGAGGUUGAGUUUGUAUCACUGUAAUGAUUUUACAACAAAACAACAUGAAUAAAGAACAGUUAAAAAGCUAAAAUAAGGUAACCAGCCGUCCAUUUUCAUAGUUCGAAUACCAUCUUUGUAGCUUACCCUUUUUUUCCCCUUCAUGUUAAAGCUCUUGUGUUAGUUUUUUGAAUAUUACAAUAAGAAACAAAAGAAAUGUCCGUCCGGCAGCCGAGUGUGGAAAAUAUUGGCACUGGGAGAUGCUUUUCUCUCUUACCUGUCAAUUUGAUUUAGGUUGCACAAAACAAAGUCAGUUGAAUUGCAGUCCAGCAGGAUGUCCCAGUGGGGUUCCUGUCAUAUUGCAAUGGUUUUACUCUAAUGUAGAUUCAGAGCUUUCAGAGAGAUGUGUGUUGUGACUCUCGCUGCACAUACGCACAUAUUAAAAAAAAACCAAACAAAAAAAACAAAACAAAAACAUACAAUCUCCCUCCCUACCAACCUGAAAUUGAAGGGUGACCCUUCUGAUCUAUUAUUUCUGUUAUACUGGUUCUGGCUGUCCAUCAAGGCAUCUCCUUCUUCUUCUUCUUCUUCUUCUUCUCUAUGUCAUGGUAAUUAUUUGUCGCUCCACUGUGAAAGACUGUACCACAUUCUGGCUUAUCUAUUAUUUGGUGCAUUUUCCCAAGAGUUUGUCUCAGAGUUACAUUUCUAUGCUUUGCUACAUUUGAUCUGCUUCUAUUUUGUUAAAUAAAAUGUGGUGGAGGUUGAGUGAAGUUACA
Molecule: messenger RNA, 5547 nt
Organism: Ctenopharyngodon idella (grass carp)
Lineage: Eukaryota; Metazoa; Chordata; Actinopteri; Cypriniformes; Xenocyprididae
Product: SLIT and NTRK-like protein 1
Exons: 1
Coding region: 1225-3312 (695 amino acids)
Biological process (GO): regulation of presynapse assembly; positive regulation of synapse assembly; axonogenesis
Cellular component (GO): GABA-ergic synapse; postsynaptic density membrane; glutamatergic synapse
Molecular function (GO): protein binding
Source: RefSeq, a predicted model, not a curated record